Molecule: messenger RNA, 285 nt
Organism: Angiostrongylus costaricensis
Lineage: Eukaryota; Metazoa; Nematoda; Chromadorea; Rhabditida; Metastrongylidae
Source: the annotation of a GenBank genome assembly
AUGACCAUCGAAGGCAAAUUCCUCAGCUCAAUUCUCAAGGCGUAUGAGUAUCUGAAGCGCCUGCGAAGGCCUUACACUGCGGAAAUGUUCCACAGUGUCGUCCGCGACGCGUUUCCGAGUGGUACACCGAGGGAGUUGAAGCUUGGGUUCAAACAGCUCUACCACCACGUGCUGUGUCGCGAAGGGGUUCUGGUCUUCAGAGAAAACCAUGGUAUAGACAUAUAUUAUCCGCGUUCGCCUGUUCGACGAGAGGACGACUCCCGUGCAGACUAUGGUGCGCCAUAA